CGAAAAUUAAUCUUUUUUUCGUAUACCUCGAUACCUCAUGGAUUCAAAGAUGUGUACCUGAUGACUGUGAUAUUAUAGCAGAAUGUACCGAAAAAGUAACCAGUAGAUGUCACGAUCGUCGACAAAAUAGAAUUUUCGCGCCAGUAGAUUUCUGCGCUGGAACAGAAGUGUAAAGUUACGUGGAGGAGACUAUUUUAAUCGCAUUCAUCGUUCAAGAGGUUUAAGUGGGGCACGUUUUACAUCGAUAUAGGUUAACAACGCGAUAGAGGGGGCAACAACUCACGUGUUACCGAACGUGCUGCGUGAUGCGGAACAGUCGCUCUGCGUGAAAGAUAUACGAUGUACGGUGCGGUUUUAGUCUUCAUAGAUAUCGUCGUUUGAAACGAACCGUGUUUGUAACCGUGGUGGUACUACCAGGAAAUUUAGUGAAAAUAAAUUUUAUGUUCAAUUUACUAAUUUCUUAUAAUUGUUCUGGUGGUGCGCCACUUAUUAACUUGAUCAUUAAUGGUGAAUUCGAUAUAUUUAAUAAAAUAAACUUUUGUACCUUUGCUUGGUGUUGAUACAGACAAUCUAUUUUCGACUUCUCUAUCGAUUACAAUCAUUUUAAUUAGCGACGAAAUAUAAAAAUAAUGCGCGAACUUCGAGUUCAUUUAAUUUAACAGCAGUGUUGUGAUCUGACGGAUAUCGUUUAAAACGUUAAAUCCGGAAAAGAACGAUGGAGGAAGUAUCCACUAAGAAUGCCAAGGUGUCAGAUUCUGGAUGUUCUAAUAGCUGCAGCAAUAGCCAAUCGCGAAGAAGCAGUGGCAGUUCAAUUUCGAGAAACAGCAACCGCUCCGAAAGUAGCGGUUAUUGCGGUAGGCGCCCUUCGACAUUUGAAUCCAGAAUAAGGUUCAGAAGUAUCGUUACAUGUUGUAAAUAUAUGCGAUGCCUAUAUGAACGUAGCAAUGAAGCCCUACCGCAGCCAAUCAGCAAAAGAAAGGAUAAAGAGCACAAGAAGAAGAAGUCGAAGGCAAGUUUGGCCGUAAAUAAUGAGGCAGAUAUUACCCUGAAAAGUGCCGGCACACCGGCGGAAAUUAUGUCUUAUAAUGUCGCCGUGCCAACGAAAGCUGUAGUUGAAAAGAAACCAGAAGAAAUAGCUACUGUAGAAUUGGUGGAUGCAACGGAUCCUGGCGAGCACAACGGCGAUACCAUCGCAGAUGUAGAAGCAGGAUUUGCUUCCCGUACGAUUCCUCUGGAUGAUUCCAUCUCUCAAGCUAAUGAGAGCUUUUGUGCGGUGAUCUCAAUGCACGACGGCCUCGUGUUGUACACGACUCCCUCCAUAUGCUCAGCUCUAGGAUACCCCAAGGAUGCCUGGAUUGGUCGCUCUUUCAUCGAUUAUGUACACCCUAAGGAUAAAGCCACACUGGCUGAUCAAAUCACAAGUGGAAUGGUUUCUCCUCAAGAAGACAGACCGAAAGGGUUCCUUUCGAGAUCAUCAGUGACAAUUUCUUCGUCAGGUAUUAACGGCAGAAGAGCAAGUUUAUUUUGCGGAUUACGAAAAUACACAAAAUCAACGGUUGUUCAUGAAAUGAACGAUCAACACUCAGAAGCAAGAUCGAACUUGUACCUACCGUUCCAUUUGACACUGUCAUUUAGAGAUUUUCAAGAUCGUGUGACUGAACAACAACACAAAGCAAUGUUCCUGGUGGUUACUGCCCAACCUGUUCAUUCUGCAUACAAAGCGCCAGAAGAAACAAUCAUAUCUUCGGUAUUCACGACCCGCCACACCGCGACGUGCCAUUUAUCCCAUGUUGACCCUGACGUAGUCCAAUACUUUGGCUAUCUACCGCAGGAUAUGGUUGGUCGUUCAUUAUUUGACUUCUACCAUCCCGAGGAUCUGCCUUUCAUCAAAGACAUCUAUGAGACUGUAAUCAAGCUCGAAGGUGCCUCGUUCAGAUCGAAACCGUACAGGUUCGGAGUGCAGAACGGAAGCUACGUCGUCCUUGAGACAGAAUGGUCAUCCUUUAUCAAUCCCUGGACGAAAAAACUAGAGUUUGUCGUAGGUCAGCACAGAGUACUGAAAGGUCCAGCGAAUCCUGAUAUCUUUCGCGUGCAACGCGCUAACGAACGUGGCCAGUUCGCUAACAUUAGCGAGGAGGUGCUCAAAGAGGCCAAAAUCAUACAAGGAGAGAUACGUACACUUCUCGACGAGAACAUCCAAAGAAAGUCAGACAUUACCGAGCUUGAUGUGUCAAAGAGGUGCAAGGACCUCGCGUCCUUCAUGGAAAACCUACUGCAAGAAACGAGGACACCCGGUCUCGGCAAAGAUGCUCUCGCUACUGACGACAGGAGUUUUUCGGGAUCACGCAAUCCCUUGUUACAGGAGCACGACAGCGUGAUGCUCGGUGAGAUUUCGCCCCAUCACGAGUACUUCGACAGUAAAUCGUCCACCGAGACACCACCAAGUUACAAUCAGCUCAACUACAACGAAAAUAUUGAGAGGUUCUUUAAGAGUAAACCUCCGGUUGCCACGAUGUACGGCAGCGACGAGGAGAAUAUUAAUUCCAGCAACGACGAAGGUGGAAAAACGAGUCCGAGUUCUGCAGUGAGAAAAUGCAUGUCACCCAUAAACGGAAGCGGUGCGAGUGGUAGCGGAAGCGCUGAAAACUUGAGUAGCGGUUCGAAUAAUCAAACGAGUUCCGCGAGCGGAGGCAACACUUCAAAUACAACCAGCACGGAAAGCUUCAAACCUCCAACGUUGACGGAAUCGUUGCUCAAUCGUCACAACGAGGAUAUGGAAAAGUUGAUGAUGCAGAAGCAUCGCGAAUUGCGUUCCAGCAUUAAGAACAAUGACAAGCUCAAGGAUUCACGGAUCAAGACCGCCGAGAAAAUGGUGGACACGAAUUCUCACUUCGUCAACCAAGGCCACGGUAUCAAGAGAACCGGAAGCCAUAGCUGGGAGGGAGAUAGUUUCAAAGUUUCGAAGCAUGACGAGAUUUCAAAAACGAGCACCGUGGGCCAAUUUCCUACCAAUGUCACCACAACAGUUACAAGCAUGAGCGUCGAUCAAUCAACUGUACUUCAGAAGGGUGCUAAUAUUAAUUUGUGGCAGCCUUUAUCGGUUGCUGUACCACAUCCACCGCUUGCUCAACCACAAAAUGUAUCACAAAAUGUUAAUUCAGAAGCAAUACCGAGAAUACCAAUAUUGCCUCAGAUGAUACCAGUCUAUUACGUCCCUGUUCCGCAACAUAGUGACCCAACGACUUUAUCGUCUCAACAGGAGAAACAAAGUCCGCAACAAUCAAUGCAAUCGUCGCAACCAAAUCCUUACAUGUUUGUACCACUUUCGUACGUCACGACAACGAUGGCUGGUGUCAUUUACCCACCAGUAGUAGGUGUUCCACCGGCAGGGAUGAUGUACAGACCCUUUUUAAUUCCUGAGCAGACAACGGUCAAUCGAGAAGACAACCAAUGUACGGUUAAGAAGUGCUCUGACAGGAAACGGCCUGCGAGUCAAGCCACCAGUAUCAAAGCAGAACCGGGUAGCACCAUGGAGAUGUUUGAAUCUUCUGAAAAAGUAUUAUCGUCUGGUGGAUUGUUUUCCUCCUGCAUAAGCAACGAUGGAGGUUGCUCUAGCUUGGUGGACGCAUCGACGCCAAAAAAUCAGACGGUCCACAGGCAAAGCGAUUAUAAUGUAGACGAUUCAAGUUCGUCAAGCUUUUACAGCAGUUUUCUGUACAAGAGCAGCGACAGUAGCUGCAAUCCGGAUCAGAAAACGGCGGAAUAUAUACCGGAGGACAACGCGAAGCAGCAUUAUGGUAAGCGACGAAAAGAACCGCCAUGGCUCGAAGGUGUCCAAUUAACUCCAGAAUUGAUCUACGAGUAUCAAAUACACCCAAAGACUUUGAACGAAGUACUUCAAGCCGAUUUAGACGCCUUAAAAAAUUUCAAUCAACCCCUCCUAGUGAACGACCAACUGGGUCGUCUUUAUUUAGACCUGGAGGUUGAGGGAUUCGAAACGAAACUUGUUCUCGAAGAUGGAAUCACAUCCAGCGGCAGCGACAGUGGAAGCAGCAACGGAAGCUGGACGGCGGGGACUAUUUCGCAGCAAAAACAUAGGAGAAGAAUGGUGAAGUACGGUAAACUCAUGAUGAUUCAUGAAGAGAACGCACCGUUACCACCGCCGUUGCCACCUCAAACCGUACCUUGUCAAGAUUCAUAGGAUCGAUCUUGUUACAUUCGAUAGAACACUAUUUUUAAAUUCAGAAUUUCAUCUGCGAAAUUGUAAUUCGAAUUUGUCUUUGGUGCUUCAGAUAUAAUUACGGCUACGUACACUUCCAACGUCCUUGAGACUAUUUUAUCAUUACACUUAUGUUUUGAGGCAGAUAAAAUUGUCUAUAUUUAUGCGUACACGUUUACUAUUAUCUGUUUCUUUUUUCUUACUCUUACGUUUGAAGUAUACAUUCGUGAUUGAUUUACAUCGUUAUAUUAUGUUAAGUAUAUGUAUAUUCCUUUAGCAUUUAACGUAUGUAUAGUUAGAAUAACGAUCAUUUCUUUCAUCGACCAUUAAGCAUUUUAAAUAACCAUUUUCUUCAUGAUUUAAAGAAUAUUCAUUGUAUAUUUUAACUGCCUCAAACGCUCGUUCUUGUAUUUACACAUAGGUCAAUUCGUACAUAUAGAUUUUAAGUUAAUCAAUAAGCAAUUAAAUGUUACAUUAUUUAAAGUUAUGGCUUUAGUUCCUUUUUUUCUUUAGAAUGAUACUCGCUGAUAUUUUUACCAUUUACGAUCGUGGUACCUUUAUAAAUACACAUUACGACAGUAACUAUUUUCGUAACAUAAUAUUCACGUAGCUAUCAGAUUCCUGCCAUUGGGUAUACAUUGACGUCCACGUUAUUCUGUCUAAUUAAAUCGAGAUAUUAGUCAAUAAUUUUUUAUUUUCAUACGUAACAUAUAAUCGAUAAAUUCUCAUUGUUUCGAAAAUAGGAAGUCCGUUGGAGAGUUCGUCGCCUGCACAACUUUUAGCAUAGAUUAAUACGAGUACAAGUAGGAAUGGAAAGAGUAAAAGGGGUCGAUAGAUAUAAUUAUAUUCGUAAUAGGUAUGACGUUGACCACCAUGUCGAAAAUGGACAUUAAUACAAAUAUUCAACAUUUUAACCGACAUGGCAGCCAACUAUUUCUAUUACAUUUUGUAAUUAGUCUUCUAUAACGUAUUGGACAAAUUCUUAGAAAAGAAUUUUUUAAACAUAUUACAUGAAUUGCUGAUUCUACUCAUUGCAAUUCCUAUUACAUAAUAUAGAAUGAUAUAUUUGAUCAAUAAGAGGAAAUACACCGAUUUUGAAUAACGCUACCUCAAAGAUAAUGUUUGGGAGUAAAUGUAUGAUAACGAAGAUACUUACAAUUAGUGUAAGUCUGUGUGUUUUACAAAGAAUAUAGCUUUUUAUAUCCUACACCUUUCAUUUUUAGAGAUUUUUCAAAUAACAUUAUUCUUCCAUUCGUCUUGCAAUACUCGAGAUUUUUUACGUUGAUCAAACAUAUCGAAAUCUGCAGCUCUCUUAAUAUCAAUCGAAUCCUUUGCCUUUUAUUUUCUAAUAAAUCAUGUAUGCAUGGGCGUAACUGAAAUUUUUAAGGUGGGUUAUACAGUUGUGUUAGUGUUUACGUCCCACUGCUAUCAAGUAAGUUUUAGAAAUGUUGACUCUGAGAAUUUAGAAAUUUGGAAACUCGAGGACUUAGAAACUUGAGGUUUUAGAAAUUUGUGAAUACAAAAUUUAGCUUUUUAAAAGUCUGAGAGUUUGAA
Megachile rotundata (alfalfa leafcutting bee) is the source of this 5773-nucleotide messenger RNA. RefSeq names its product period circadian regulator (gene per). Gene Ontology annotation, biological process: negative regulation of transcription by RNA polymerase II; circadian regulation of gene expression; entrainment of circadian clock by photoperiod. The record is from RefSeq and is a predicted model, not a curated record. Gene Ontology annotation, molecular function: transcription corepressor binding; transcription cis-regulatory region binding. Lineage: Eukaryota; Metazoa; Arthropoda; Insecta; Hymenoptera; Megachilidae. Gene Ontology annotation, cellular component: cytoplasm; nucleus.